Toxotes jaculatrix (banded archerfish) is the source of this 2972-nucleotide messenger RNA. It is a transcript of the gene ddx10, whose product is annotated as DEAD (Asp-Glu-Ala-Asp) box polypeptide 10. Lineage: Eukaryota; Metazoa; Chordata; Actinopteri; Toxotidae. The record is from RefSeq and is a predicted model, not a curated record. The transcript has 2 exons. Gene Ontology annotation, biological process: rRNA processing. The coding region runs from base 85 to 2643 and encodes 852 amino acids. Gene Ontology annotation, cellular component: nucleus. Gene Ontology annotation, molecular function: ATP binding; nucleic acid binding; RNA helicase activity.
GAAACUGUUGUCUCCACGCUGUUUAUCGGAGAGUUUAGUUUAUGGAGUUCCAGCCGUCGUUGCUUGCUUAGUUGGGCUUAAACCAUGGACAACAAACGCUCAGACUCUUCCGGAAAAAAGCAUAAACCAGCGAAGAUCAAAGACGGCGUCGACCCCGCGAAAAACUUUGCGAAAUGGAAGAAACAAUACAACAGGACGAAAGCACGAGUGAAGAAAGAGAAAGCACAGAAGAAGAAGCCCCAGUGGCAGGUCGAACGGGAGUACAUCAACGCGCUGGUCAGCAAGUACGGACACAUCAACAUCAAAGACGCUAUCAAGUUUUCGGACUUCCCCAUUUCAAAGAAAACUUUGCUAGGGCUGCAGGAGGCUCAGUACAGGCAGCCCACGGAGAUCCAGAGACAGACCAUCGGCUUCGCUUUGCAAGGUAAAGAUGUCCUCGGCGCGGCUAAGACUGGCUCCGGGAAGACUUUAGCCUUCCUCAUACCGGUGCUGGAGUGUCUGUACCGACAGCAGUGGAGCUCCAUGGACGGCCUCGGUGCACUCAUCAUAUCCCCCACCAGAGAACUCGCCUACCAGACCUUCGAAGUUCUGCGCAAGGUGGGCAAGAACCACGAGUUCUCCGCGGGGCUCAUCAUCGGCGGAAAGGAGCUGAAGAGUGAGUCGGAGAGGAUCCACCGCACCAACAUUGUCAUCUGCACCCCGGGCCGGCUGCUCCAGCACAUGGACGAGACGGCCACCUUCCACGCCUCCAACCUCCACAUGCUUGUCCUGGACGAGGCGGAUCGCAUCCUGGACAUGGGCUUCGCAGAUACACUUAAUGCCAUCUUGGAGAACCUUCCCAAAUCCCGACAGACGCUGUUGUUUUCCGCCACGCAGACCAAGUCAGUCAAAGACCUGGCCCGGCUCAGCCUCAAGGACCCAGAGUACGUGUGGGUUCACGAGAAGGCUAAGUUCAGCACGCCAGCCACCCUGGAGCAGAGCUAUGUGGUGUGUGAGCUCCACCAGAAGGUCAACAUGCUCUACUCCUUUAUCAGGAGCCACUUGAAGAAGAAGAUCAUAGUCUUCUUUGCGUGCUGCAAAGAGGUGCAGUAUCUGUUCCGAUCCUUCUGCCGCCUCAGACCCGGCAUACCUGUCCUGGCUUUGCAUGGCAAGCAGCAGCAGAUGAAGAGGGUGGAGGUGUACAAUGACUUCCUCAGAAAGCAGAAUGCUGUGCUCUUUGCCACCGACAUAGCCGCCAGAGGCCUGGACUUCCCCGCCGUCAACUGGGUGUUGCAGUUCGACUGUCCAGAGGAUGCAGACACCUACAUCCACAGGGUGGGCCGCACUGCUAGGUACAAGGAAGGUGGAGAGGCCCUACUGCUGCUGCUCCCCUCAGAGGAGAAGGGCAUGGUCAGCCAGCUGGAGGAGAAGAAGGUCCCCAUCAAUAAAAUCCAGGUGAACCCAGACAAACUGCAGAGUGUCCAGCAGAAGCUUGAAGCCUUCCUGGCCCAGGAGAAGGAGCAGAAGGAGAGAGCCCAGAGGUGUUUUGUCUCCUACCUGCGCUCCAUCUACUUGAUGAAGAACAAAGAGGUGUUUGAUGUCUUUAAACUCCAUAUUCAGGAGUAUGCGCUUUCUCUGGGCCUUGCUGUGGCUCCAAGGGUGCGCUUCUUAAAUAAAGCCCAGGCACAGAGGUCUGAGAGAGGCGGGCAGGGAGAGGAAGAGGAGGAGGACGAGGAGCAGUCUGAGGAGGAGGAAGAGUUGAGCAGCUUUAAGGCCCAGCUGAGAGGAAGAGUUCCUCAUGGUGAAGGUCAAAACUCUGAAUCAGAAGAUUCAAGUGAGGAUGAAGAAAGUGGUGACGAACCGGAUGUGGACCAGUCCAGGACACUGCUUCUGGGUACAGGUGACGACAGUGAGGAUGAUGACGAUCUGAGAGACUUGGACCUGCUGACAGUGAAAAGAAAGGAUGUCUUCAGUCUUACAGGGGACCAGGAGAGUCUGGAGGAGCUGUCUAGUGGCUCCAGAAAGAAAGUGGAAAAAGAGACAAAGUUCAAAGAGGCCAAAAAGGUCCUGAAGAGAAAGUUCCAAGUCAACACCAAAGUGACUUUUAGUGAAGAAGGAGAGGCUGUGCAGCAGUGGCCGCCAGUUCAACGGGCAGUGACUGGUGAAGACGAGGAAGAGGAGGAGGUUUCAGGUAUCAAUGUGGAAAAGGCCAAGGAGAGGCUGAAACACGAAGACCAGGAGUUUGACAAGCAGGAGUACAGCCGCAAAGUGAAAGCCAAACACAGAGAGAAGAGGCUCAAGGCGAAGGCAGCCAGGAGGGAGGCCAGCAAGCAGCACGGACAGCAACAUGAUGAGGAGGAGGAGGAGGACGAGGUGGUGGCAUACCUGGCCAAUCAGAGUGAUGAUGAAUUUGACCCCAACACCCUGCCAGACCCUGACAAACCGCACUCUGAGGAGGAGGAGGAGGAGGAGGAGGCGGAUCAGAUGAGCUCAGCUAAACAGCAGCACAGCAGUGAAAGCAGCGACGGGGAAGAGGAGGAGCUCACACCAGGGAAGAGGAAGAAAGCGAGACGGCAGAAUGAUGAGGACACAGUUCUGGACACUGGUCUCUCUCUGGCUGAGGACGAGGAGUUAGUCUUGCAUCUCCUGGGAGGACAGAAAUAGAGAAACCAUUAUGAACUCAUCAGUUAAAUCAGUUGUAAAAACAAAGUCAGUUUAAUCAUCAGUGCUUCAGUGUUAAUUCAAUGUAUUAAAACCCCUGGUUCAGUGUUUCUUCAGAACCUCGUGAACUGGUAAAUGAUUCAGUUUGAGUUUUGAGUUUUUUGUCACAGUCACAGAGGGUUUUAUGCCAGUUGGGUCUUCAGAUUGGAUCUUCCUGUUUCCUCUCCCUCUUGCUUCUCUCUUAGAGUUCUGGUGUAUCAAUGCAGAACCACCUCCAUCAUGAGAUGGACUGGGGGUCUUAUAACUAAUAAUAUAUUAAAAACUGAACAUGA